Molecule: messenger RNA, 6986 nt
Organism: Rhineura floridana
Lineage: Eukaryota; Metazoa; Chordata; Lepidosauria; Squamata; Rhineuridae
Gene: TNS4
Product: tensin 4
Exons: 13
Coding region: 219-2378 (719 amino acids)
Molecular function (GO): protein binding
Source: RefSeq, a predicted model, not a curated record
GCUACCAUUAAAGCAACAGCACCCUUAAGGCACUGAGAUCUUCACACACUUUCCUUUUGCUACUCUUUGAAGGCUGAAUACAUCAGGAAAAAGGGCUGCAGUUUAGGUUUUCUCUUUUGAUGAGGCAGACUCAAGGAAAAGUUUAAAGGCUUUUGCAAAAUCUUACCUGACCAAAGACGGAGAAGACAAAUAAUUCUUGAAGAUUUCAUAGCCAAAGGAUGUCGAAGGUCAUCCCAAAUCAUGUGGUACGAGUUGGACAGACAAUAUGUGUUUCGUCCCAGGAAGAACAUGUUUGCUUGCACCCUAAUGGGUGCUUGUCUUGUCGCACUUUGCCAACACAAUAUUUCUACUACUCAGUAGAAGGCUGGGACAGACAGACCACACUGACCCAAAGCAAAGCAGGUCUGCUGCCCAAGACAGAACUCUAUGACUCUUGUAAGCCUACUGUAGAGCCCACGCCUAUGACACCUCCAAAUCUGGGGGAUAAACGGCUGCCAGAGGAACCAACAGAACCAAGCAAUGACGCCUGUCCUGCAGUGUCUCCAAAUCUGGAUGUAUCCAUUGAGAAACUGAAUCGCCUGAUCUUGGAAAUUGACCCCACCUUCCAGCCUCUCCAACUGAAGCCAGUGCAAAGCCCGAGUCCUGUCCAAACCAUUCCACAAAGCAACACAGCAGUCGUCCAAAAGCAAGAGCCAGAUUCACCAGACAUAAAAUACAUUGAAAUGUCACCUGCCAGAGCAAAGUGUCAGGAGUCUUGGCAGAACUCAGCAAGUCCUUCCAACCCUCCACUCUCCAUGUCUCCCCCAAACCUUGGCCAUUUGUUUUCAUAUGGAGGAACCCACAGACGCAACGGUGACUCCAGUGGCCACAUAGCCUUCAUGGGUGGCCAUGAUCCUGGAGGCCCCCAGCAUCCCACGGGGAGGCAGUCGCCAACUUGCAUCCGAGUGUCUGAGAGUAUCUCCAUUCCACAGGGGGAUCAGAAGAACUAUGGGCCAAGGUCUCGCCUGGCUUCCUCUCCAGGCUUUGAGCAUUUCCUGAAGUUGUCACAGCACGGGAGGAUGGGGCAGCGAGGCAGCGAGGCAUCUCUGCUUUCGACAAGUCCUGGGUCAGAUACCAGCUACAUUCUUGGAAGCAGCUCCCAGUCGCUGUCCAAUAAUGAGCCUAACACUCCUCAGACUGGGUUGACGGGAAGUCCUUCCUCCAUUGGAUCCCUCAACGGCUCUUCCAUUGGCUCCUGCAGCUCAGGUUCCCACUGCCCUGGUGUCACUUGCUCCCAGAAAGGCACUGCUUCCCUACCUCAGCUGUUCCAGAAAGGGCAGACCCAGAGCUGCUCUUCUUCACCCGUUGCAAGCUCCCCAUCCCCUAUCCCUAUUGUGCUUAUCAACGGCCGUCUAGAAGACACUGGGAUUUCCCCAAAACCUUCCAGGAUUCACCCAGGUUCUUUCAAACAGAAGAUGCCCCCAUCUAGUUCCGGCCCAUUUUCAGGCACCGGCAGUUCCCACAAAACGUCUUCUGAGAGCUCCUUCUCCUCCUCUUCAUCUCUGGACAGCUAUUCCAAAGAAACUCAACCAACUAUGAAGUUUGUGAUGGACUCUUCCAAAUAUUGGUUCAAGCCUUGUAUCACAAGGGACCACGCUGUCCAGCUGCUGACUGAUGAACCCCCUGGCACUUUCAUCAUGCGGGACAGUACAUCUUACCGUGGCUCAUUCGGCUUGGCCAUGAAAGUCUUUGGCAGUAAAACAGGGGAGGAUGGCAGUGAUCACAUCAGGCACUUCCUCAUUGAGUCUUCUGCCCGAGGAGUGCAUCUUAAGGGGGCUGAUGAAGAGCCAUAUUUUGGUAGUCUCUCUGCGUUUGUGUAUCAACACACCAUCAUGCCUUUAGCCCUGCCCUGCAGACUGGUUAUCCCCAGCCAAGAUUUCUUUGGAGGAGGAGAAAGUCCUGUGAGCUCAGAAGUCACUCUUCCUGUUUCAAAGAAAGCUGCUGUUUGCAAUCUCUUGUAUCUGCACUCCAUGACCAUGGAGACACUUACUGGCAAAGCAGCGGUUCAGAAAGCCGUGUCCGCCACUUUUGAACUGGAGAUCCCACCCACCCCCACCAUCAUCCACUUCAAAGUUACUGAACAAGGAAUCACUUUGACAGACAUUCAGCGGAAGGUUUUUUUCAGGCGGCACUAUCCUUUGGCUGCCAUCAGCUUUUGUGACAUGGAUCCUGAAAACCGAAAGUGGCAAAAAUUUUCUAAAACUUCAAGGAUCUUUGGUGUGGUGGCCAAAAGCCCAGCAGACUCUGAGAACACUUGCCACCUCUUUGCAGAAUAUGAUGCAGUACAUCCAGCUACUCAUGUUGUUGACUUUAUCAAGGAACUUCUACCUACUGCUUAAGGUUGCCCAAAUGCUAAGGUUCUCUCUUUCCUAUCAAUGCAACCACCCGUCUAUACUGCCAGCGCACUGCUCCUUUACCUUUUAAAACCAUCUGGACUGCAUUUUGAAAAGGCUCCAGACAAACAUCAGCUGUGUGUUACGAGGGCUGGAUUAGAAAUAUGGCGAGGGGAAACGGUAGGUUAUAUGUCUUUGUGGGGAAUGAAGCAUUGUUUUGUUCUAGCUACAGAAAAGCCAACUGUGUAAUUUCUGGUCUCCCAUUUUCUCCUGCAUACCCUUUUGACUGAUUUAUCAGAAACAGGUGCUUCUUCUUAAUGGAAAACAAUAGUCUUGUCACAUGCAAGCUUGUACUCUUUUACUGUGGCAAGAGCAAGUCUUUGGGAUAGGUUUGCCAACACAGAUCCAUGACAGCUUUGCUACAGUGAUCUAUGCUCUAGUCAUCUCCCAAUUGGACUACUGUAAUGUGCUCUAUGUGGGCUGUUCUUGAAGACUAUCUGGAAGUUGCAAUUAGAGCAGAAUACAGCUACCAGUGUGUUAAGUGGUUCAUCUGGUUGACCCAGCCUGUUAUUGUACUGAAAUUGCCAGUGGAGGGCCUUCUUGUUAUCUCAUUGUUAGGGAACAACCAUUGUGCAAGUGACAUGAGAUAUGGUGCCAUCACAGAGAAGUCCCUGUGUAUGAAACCUCAAUAUAUGACUUUUUAAAAAUAAACUCCUACAAGGUGCUGGCCUUGGCUGCUGCACAACUAAGGGCUCAUCCAGACGACUGUAAAAUGUGUGACAUGAUCGCUUUGUGUUUUCAUUAUUUUUUGGUCGUCCAUAUGACACCGCUCGCUUUUGCGCAUUUUCGCACGGUUAAAUCCGCUCCUGCAAUACCGCAAAUCAUGCGGUUUGCUUUUUUAAACUGGGAAUCAUCCGCUGUACCUUCAGGCGCUCGGAUGCAAUACUGCAGACUUUACAGCUGUGGGCAGUUCUUGGGCAGUUCCCCAUAUCCCUUUCCUCAUUCUCAGCCAAUCAUGUAUUUCCACUGUUGCGCAUGUGCGCGAAUGUCCAGGGAAAACCCGGGAAAAAGGAACCUAUCAGAGCAAUGGUGUGGUGUUGGGGGGGGGCUGCAACUUCUACUGGACAGAUGCAAAAAAGCGCAUUUGCGCAGAAGCAGCAACAGCAGUUAGUUUUUAGCCAGCCUGCAAACUGGGCAGCCGCUCAGGGCGAGAUCUGCAAUUGUGGUUGUUUGUAAACUUUUUCAAGGGAGAAAAUAUUUAUCUUUGCCUAACCUCCACCUCCCACCCCUCACCCCCCGCAUCAAAUGCCCUUCUUGAACGUAUUGGUCUUUGCUUCCAGGCAUCCAGAGUCGAGGGAGGGGGGGGGAGAAGAGAAAUAGAGGCUUUCCUCUUGGAGUACAGACACUCAUGCACCCUUUGUCAAUUUCACUUUCCUGCCUGCAAGGCUACUCUCUUUGAGUCUUGUCAAUUUCAGCUACAGCCUACAGGUUCUCAGCUGAGCUGAAAAGCAUACAGUGGCUUUUGCGAAUUAUGGCAAAUACAAGCAAAAACCACACAGAAAUUAUUGGCAUAUAAGUGGUUUGCUAGAGCGUCUCAGCCACCCGCAACCAUAGAGAGUGGUGGUCUACCUUCCUAGACAUGACACAUCGUUACUUGCUGUUCUGGAGAAAUAAGUGGAAUUGCAAUCAUGUGUAGCUCCAGAAACAUUAAAGAUAGAAAAGCAUACAGUCAGUUUUGCAAAAUAUCACAAAUACAAACAAACAAAAAUACAGGAAUUAUAGGCAUAUAAGUGGUUUGCAUGUUUCUUUUAUCAGAGGGAACACUGCAAAGCCUGUGCUGGUCGCUUCAGCGCAGAUUGACACAGCAGCACGCGGGGCUGUUUGCCCGCAUUUCCUGCCUGAGCCAGGAGCGGCCACCCGUGGGGGAGGGGCUGUUUGCUUCCUCAGGGGCAGCAUUCCUGCCGCCGAGCCGCAUAAUGGUCCGGGCCUGAACUCGGCAGUGAAUGAGCCCAAGGGCUACAGGGGGAUUCGCCCGGCGAUUACAAGCGCUGAUCCCUUGCACUGCCCACAAUCCCCCUGGAUGGUCAGGGGCACCUGGAGACACCACCACCCCGGCCAGCGCUGCUCCAGAGUGGUGAGCGACAAGGAACUCCAUUACAGCCACUACUACCAAACCAUCAGGAAAUUCAAACUUUCACGCUCGUACGUUCAAGCGCAUGCACCUUGUUGUGCUUUGUUGUAAAGGGGGAGAGGAGCAUACGUCAUAUUUUUGUGGACCAAUUGGCUGAUGGGGGGAGUGUUAUGGGCAGAGCUGGGAAAAAGCAAGAAGAAGUACGGGCCCUCUUGCUGCGUGUGUGGGCGUAAAAAAAGCGGGUUUUUUUAUUGGGAAAGAGCGAACAAACAGGCAAAGUGAGGACUGUCAGAUGACGAACCGGAUAUGGAAAACGUGGAUUAUCCUGCUCUGUUUGGAUGAGCCCUAAGUAGCCUAAAACAACAUUAAAAAUAAGCACACACAUACAGAGGUAGUAGAAUAAUUCAUUUCCCCAUAAGAUAGCAAUUGUCAUCUCUCCACUGGUAAGGGAGGUGGAGAGGGAGGCAGAGGCCACUACUCAGAUCUUUGCAUGUCAAACCAAGUGCAACCCCUCCCCCAUUCAGCCAGCAAGCAUAAUCUCUCUCACUUAACCACCUCCCGGACCCUGCCCUGCCACCAACUAAGGGACAGUCACCCAAGCAAACAUUUUCCCCUGAGAUGCAAAAAAGAUAAAAUACUGCAAAUGCAGCACAGUAGCCAGAGAGGGUGGUGGAGGCCACUUUGUGUGCCAAGUGCAAACACACACACAUUACAUCUUUCUUCUCCACAGUUCUUUAUCUCCAUUCUGCUGCUGCCUCCUUCUCCUUUAUCCAUGUUCUUGACCUCCUGAUCCUUUUCCCCUCCACUCCAUUCUUCACCACCACUAUCCAUUUUUUUAAACAAUUGUUUUCUCCACUCCACCCCGUCUCACUCUCCGCCUCCUCCCCACCCUCAGAGCAUGAGGGAACAGCAACACUGCACAGAAGCCCAGUUUGAGGCACAUAAUUUUCACCCACAAAUCAGAGGAGCAGAAGACUUCCCCUGCUCCCCAACCCCCAAGUAAUGCCCAAAAGUAAUGCUGGAAACAUUACAAUUACUCCACAAAAGUAAUAAAAUAACUCCUAGUUCUAUUACAAUCAAAGACCAACCCAAAUUGUGUUUGCAUUUUGACAAAUUUGUAGGACAGUCCAAUAUCUCAGAGAGGAGGUCAAGUCUCCUGCUCCCCUGGUGCAUUCAUUAUAGCUGCUCAAUUUCCCUGCUUUUUAAAGUUUGAUAGAAAUAUCUGUGGGCUAUAGGUACAUUCUUAAACGGCAAGGGUUUUUGCCUAUUAAUGAAUUACUUACAAGCUCUGUGCAUCCUAAGUGUUGGCCCCUUGUAAGGUGUUGCUUUAAUUAAAGGGGCCCAGCCUUCUUCUGAAGUCUCUUAAGGCAACAGGGCAGGGAAACCUCUGAUCUCACUGGGUCUUCCACACUGGAGUCCUCCAAGUUUGAGGCCAACAGUGUCACAUCCCUGGGCUGCAGGGAUGCUGGACUCCCAGGCUUGUCUGGUAGCAGCACUUCUGGGACUGGUCCUGUGUGCCCUUCCACUUUGGAGUCCUUGACUGCAUUACCUGAAGAGGAAUCUGAUUCCUGCUCCCUGACGUAAAGCCUUACAUGACUUUGAAUCUCAACACCUGAAGGAGCUCCUCUCCGUACCAGCCUGGCUGUGCCUUACAAUCUGCAAAGGAAGCCCUGUUUUGUGUUCUGCUGUUGGGAGAGAUCCCUUAUGGAGGGACAUGUGACAAGGCCCUUGCUGCAGUGGCACCUCAUUUGCAGAAUGCCUUCCCCUCCAAGUUAUGAUUUCGGCACAGAUUCGUGUUUUUUUUCCAUCUCAGCACCAACUCAAAUCGCAUCCACACAAUACAUUUAAAGCACAUUUAUACCACCUUAAUAGUCAUGGUUUACCCCAAAGAAUCCUGGGAACUGUAGUUUAUACCUCCCAAAGCUACAAUUCCCAGCACCCUUAACAAACUACAGUUCCCAGGAUUGUUUAGGAGGAACCAUGUCUGUUUAAGUCAGCCUUUCCCAACCAGUGUGCCUCCAUAUGUUGUUGGACCACAACUCCCAUCAGCCUCAGCCAGCAUUGCCAAUGGUCAGGAAAGAUGGGAAUUGUGGUCCAACAACAUCUGGAGGCACACUGGUUGGGGAAGGCUGGUUUAAGUGGUAUAACAGCGUCAUAAAUGCAUGGUGUGGAUGUGACCUUAUUAUCUUCUCAGGCACUUGUAGAGCAUUCAGCUUUAGUUUUCUGUUAGAAGUGUGAAGCCUGCUCUGUGUUUUAAAGAUUGGUGGUUUUAAUCAUAUUUGUUCUGUUCUUUUGUUUUAAUUGGAUUUAGUUGUAUUUAUAUUGUUUGAAAUGGAGUAUUUCUACCCUGGCCUGAGAUCAGUUGAUGAAGGGUGGGUUGAAAACAUUUUGAAUAAACACAGUAAAACUGUUGAUUAUUAUGCCAGAUGUAUUGAAAUAACUUUUGUACCUAGACCUUCUUGAUGUAUGUAAUCCAUUUCUCU